Molecule: messenger RNA, 1829 nt
Organism: Eublepharis macularius
Lineage: Eukaryota; Metazoa; Chordata; Lepidosauria; Squamata; Eublepharidae
Gene: ADPRM
Product: ADP-ribose/CDP-alcohol diphosphatase, manganese dependent
Exons: 4
Coding region: 98-1186 (362 amino acids)
Molecular function (GO): ADP-ribose diphosphatase activity; 2',3'-cyclic-nucleotide 2'-phosphodiesterase activity; CDP-glycerol diphosphatase activity
Source: RefSeq, a predicted model, not a curated record
AAUAGACCCGGAAAGGAAGCGGGCGGAGUGGUGAGAGAGGGUUUUCGCAUGGCGCUGCCUCCUUGAAGCCGGAUUUUGACAAGAUCUUUGGGCAAUUAUGGAUGAAGAUCUUAGCUGCAGAGAAGGAGUAAAAACAGAAACUUCUGAGGUGUUAUUCUCCUUUGGAGUCAUAGCAGAUAUUCAGUAUGCUGAUCUAGAGGAUGGCUACAAUUUCUUGGAAACCCAAAAGAGAUACUACAGGCAUAGCCUACACCAUCUCCAGAGUGCAAUUGAAGAUUGGAAUGGGGAGGAAGUUCAGCCUCAGUUUGUGUUACAGCUUGGGGACAUCAUUGAUGGCUUCAACGCCCAGCAUAAGAUGUCAGAGAAAGCACUGGCGAGAGUCAUGGAAGAAUUUAAGAAGCUCAAGGCCCCAGUCCAUCAUAUAUGGGGCAACCAUGAAUUGUAUAACUUCAGCAGAAACUAUCUAAGACAAUCUGUGCUGAACAGCAAGUACUUACAAGAUCAAACUUGGCUUUGCAAUUCUGCUAGGGAGCAGCACUCCACAGAAGAAGCUUCUGCAGAAUUUUAUCAUGCUUAUCAUUUUUGCCCGAAGACUAAAUUUCGAUUCAUUCUUCUUGAUACUUAUGAUUUAAGUCUUCUGGGAAGGGACUCCUCUACCAAAAAAUAUCAGGAUUCUUUACACCUCCUGCGAAAAAAUAAUCCAAACGAGAAUUUGAAUAGUCCAGUAGGCCUUGCUGAACAUCAGUUUGUACAGUUCAAUGGAGGGUUUAGUCAAGACCAGUUGGAUUGGGUUGAUGAAGUUCUGACAUACGCCGACAUAAAUCAAGAGAGAGUUGUGAUAGUGGGGCACAUACCUAUCCACCCAGAUGCUUCAAACUGUGUCUGCCUUGCUUGGAAUUAUAAAGACGCCCUUGCUGUCAUCCAUUCACAUCACUCUGUGGUCUGUUUUCUUGCAGGCCACCUUCAUGACAAUGGUUACUGUUUAGACUCUAAUGGAGUCCAUCAUAUUACUUUUGAUGGAAUUAUUGAAACUCCUCCAGAAAGUCAUGCUUUUGGAACUAUAUCUGUCUAUGAUGACAGGAUGGUAUUAAAAGGAAGAGGCAGAGUCCCCAAUCUCGUGAUGCCUUACAGAAAACAUCACAAUACAAUGUACUGUAAUAAUACAGUUAACAGCACUGUGCUAUAGUUAUUUGAAGCUCGUUCUGAUAUUCCCAUAGAAAAUGUGUUAGGCAGAGCUGGUGACUAUAGGGCCAACAUACAAACUAAAUAUCAGCACUGCUCAGUGAAAUAAUGGGUAGCAAAUAAUUAAUUUCAUUUACACUGGCAAACUUGAAAUAAAAAUGCUGCAGAGCUUUGGCUUACAAAUUUAACAUGUUAAAAUGGGAAUAUUUAUCGUGGUAUGGUCAGUGUAUUUUAGUGUUGUACCUAAAACUUGAUCCAUGUUUUUACUGAUUGUACUCCCAAAGCAUUACACUUUACUUGAAGCUUAUAGCCAAGGAAUUAGCUGGUCAGUGCAAUCAGCAUGCAGUUUCCAAAGAACUUGUUGCUUCCUUAAGUAAACUGAGUCUUCAUGCAACCAUGACAGUAGAAGACUCGGCUGGGAAUAUGACCAAGUCAUGCAACCGUUAAAAGACCUGCAGUUGAGACAGAGUCUGUGCUAUAGACCUAGCAAUGCUGUGUGUCCUUGGCUCCCUGUCUCCAGCUUUGUCUGAUUCUUUUCUGCCAGUUGUGCAUAGCCUCUCCUGCUCUCAUGUCCCAUGUGAGGUUUGGCACCAGUUGUAUUUUCUCCUUGGCUGCUUGCCUAUUCACCUGCUAUCUCUCUACCACCC